AUGAAUAAUAAUAAUAAUAUUUGUGAAAUACAUAACAAAAGUGUGGAGUUCAUAUGUUUUGAUUGUAAUGUUUUGAUGUGUUCUGUAUGUUCACCAAAACAUGCACGUCAUUCAUACGAUCAUAUCGAUAAUAUUAAAGCAAAUAUUAAAAAUAAUGAGAAUGAUUCAAUCUCUGCAUAUGACAAUGAAUUAAAUGAUAGUAACAACAAUAAUAAUAAUAGAUUUAAUGAUAUUCAAAGAAGUAUCCAAACAACAUUCGAUUCUUUGAAAAUAAAAGUUGUGGAAUAUGAACAAUUACAACAAACAGAACAUGAAAUCGAAAGUAAAUUCAAAGAGUUGCAUGAAUUCCUUAUUGUUGAAGAGCAUAGAUUAAAGACACCAAUCAUCGAUAAUAAACAACAAUUAGAACAACAAAUCGAUAAACAAAUCAAAAUCAUGAAAUCAUUGAAUACUGUCAAUAAUCAUAUUAAUAUUAAUAAAAAUAAUAAUAAUAAUAAUGAUGAUCAAUCAGAUUCACAAACAUCGUACUCUUCAUUAUCAGCAACAGCAGAUACAACAGAUAACUACCAGAUAACAACAAUAAUUCGAUCGAUUUCACAAUGUUCGGAUCACAAUGAAUUCAUUUCAUCGAACAACAAUACAUUGUUCUAUUUCGAUUAUGAUCAACUUGACAACAAAGUAAACAACAAUGAUCAUGAUCAUUCACUUUUAAAUUUAUUACUUGAACACAAUAAAUCAAUUAAAAUCAAUAAUCAUCAUGACAUUCAACAACCAGCAAUACAACAAUAUCGAUUUAUUGUUCAUAAUGAACAAGUCGAUCAAAUCAAGAAUCAAAUUCGAUCAUCAUUUAAAUUAACAUCGAUUCAAUCACACAAACAAUCAUAUAUAUUCUCAACUGAUAGAAAUAAUAAAAUAUCAAUCAUCAAUAUUACAGAUCGAAACAACAUUCAUUUCGAAGAACAAGAUAUCAUUAUGGCAAUGGAAAUUUCAUACCCCCCUUACAACUCGAUUGUCAAAGUUGGUGAUUUUAUCUAUCUAUUCGGUGGUACACUCAUGAACUGUAAUACAUAUAUCAGGUAUUCAAUCAACACCAAAACAGUAGUUAUCGAAGAAAUGAAAGGUGUUGAUGCAUGCCAAUAUUUAUCAGCUUGCUAUGAUGGUCAAGAUCAUAUCUAUUUAUUUGAUGGAAGUGCUAAACACAAAACCGAUAUUUACAGAUACAACAUCAACAAUUCAACAUUUGAAAGAUACUCAACAAUCGAAAUCGAUACAAAUUACCAUCAUCUCACAUUCCUCUUCAAAGGUUAUAUCUAUUCUAUAAUUCCAAUGAUUCACAAGAUUUUAAAAAAUGAAUUGGUUGUUUCUAUAAUUUUAAUCAAGACUGUUAAGAAGUAUCAGAAUACUGUCUUAUCAAUAAAUCGUAACUAUUCAGUGAUAAAAAGAACAUAUAUGGGUAAUACACCGACAAAACCAUUAUCAACAACAGCAACAACAAUAUCAGCAACAGCAACAGAGGUUGGUAGCGAUGAUAAUGAUGAAGUAGAAACAGGAACAGCCUCUGGAAGUGGUUUGUUUCAUGGAUUAAAAUUGACUGAUAUAAUAGAUAAUCUAAGCAUGGUUUCAGAUGAUUGGGAUACUGAGCUAUUAUUUGCAGGAAGAUUUAUAAAGAAAAGACAUGGUUUACAUUCAUAUACUAUAUUCGUGGGUUUUGAUAUCACAGAGAUAUGCGAUGGUUACUAUUCCAUAUGUAGUAUGGAGUUUCAAUCGAUGAAUCAAACGAGACUGUUCACUUGUGAAACGCCUAGAAAGAUAUCUUUUGGUGUUGACCUCUCCGUUAGAAUGGAUCUUAAGCAGACCAGUCUGAACUUUAUGAAUCCAAGAACUAUGCCAAUGGUUGAAUCACCAGGCACCUACUAUAUCGCAUCGCUCUCACUCAUUAAAUCGAUUGCCGAAGAGGUGUACAAAGAGUUUGGUGACUAUAACAUUGUCGGUAACAACUGUUGGGAUUUCUCCAAGCAUCUUAAUGACCGAUUGUUAAAGUUGCCAUCGGUAACAACCACCGAUGUCAAACUAUUCAAUACGGUCAAUAGUUCGAUUAAAAUUAAUCCACAGUCAUUGAUUGAUACGAAUGAAAAGAUGAUGAUCGCAAAGAUCUACACAUUGGCUCGCAAAAAUAUUCCACUGUUUGGUCAGAUGGUUAUUACGUUCAUGGUGUUUAUCAACUAUGGGCUACUAAAGAGAUUCACUGUAGCCAAAUUUCAUAUGAUGCAAGCGUUUUGGAACUAUCGGCGAGAGGAAAUACCAGCUAGAAUUUCAAUGUUCACCGGAUUAAUUAGGAUGAAGGCACCAGAACUAAUUCCAUUCUUGGAGAAUUUUUCAUUCAAUCUCUCGAUUGCCGAUGAACUUGAUAAUGACUUUUGGAAACAAUUUAAAACAUUUGGAACUAUUCCAUUUAAAGGUAUAAAAGAAACAAAAGUAUUUAUAAGCAAAGAUGGAUCCGAAAAGAAUAUAAGUGAUAUAGAUUUAAUUUAUUAA
Molecule: messenger RNA, 2535 nt
Organism: Heterostelium album PN500
Lineage: Eukaryota; Evosea; Eumycetozoa; Acytosteliales; Acytosteliaceae
Product: B-box zinc finger protein
Exons: 4
Coding region: 1-2535 (844 amino acids)
Molecular function (GO): zinc ion binding; protein binding
Source: RefSeq, a predicted model, not a curated record